This is a messenger RNA of Nicotiana tabacum (common tobacco), 972 nucleotides long. The record is from RefSeq and is a predicted model, not a curated record. Lineage: Eukaryota; Viridiplantae; Streptophyta; Magnoliopsida; Solanales; Solanaceae.
AUAAAUAAACGUACAAAAUUUGUGAAGCAGAACUAUAAGUCAACGGAUAAGCACCUGGAAGAAAGAGAAAAACAACCGUCGUCAACUGUCGUGUCCGGCAGCAUCUCCACCGGUCACCACCGGCUGAAAAGAGCAAAAACCACCGUCAUCAACCACUGCGUCAGCCGGGCACUCCAUCGGCAACUAACGCUUAAGCUGCCGGAAGUAGAAAAAAAAUGUCCAUUUUGCACUCGCCAUCUCUCAUUUUCAACACUAAAACCACCAUUAAACCCUACUGCCUCAUUUCAUUUCUUCCUUAUUCUUCAAUCUCGAACUUUAGAUUUAGAAAAUUUACAAUUCAUUCAUCCUUUUCAUUAUUUAAUGAUCCUCAAGAUUUUUUUGUACCAAAAUCUCCGGGCAAUAAACUCAACCAAAACGACAGCAAUUCUGAUGAUAAACAAAUCUCAUUUGUUGAUGAGUGGGGCGAGAGGUCGGAACCGGAUACCCGACCCGUAACGAAGUUAUCAGAAUCGGAUCCUCCUAUAAAUGAUGACGAAUGGGGCAGAGGAGCUGAAUUAGUGGGGAGCAGCAACAAUCCAGUAAUUGAAGAUGAGUGGGGUGAGAAGUCGUAUCCGGAGCCCCGGCCCGCUCCGACAGUGUCGGAUUCGGAUCCUCCUAUAGACGAAGACGAAUGGAUCGGAGCUAAGCCAGUUAAAAAUGAGAGCGUUUCUGAUAAUAAAACAGCGUCGGAUCCGGAGACCCGACCCUUAACGAGAUUACCAGUUUCGGAUCCUCCGAAAGGUGAAGAAGAGAGGGUUGCAGAGCUGAAAAGGUGCUUAAUGGACACGGUUUAUCGGACAGAAUUUGGGCUCAGGGCCUCAUCGGAGAUUCGGGCCGAGGCUCUGGAGCUGGUUUCUCAGUUGGAGGCAGCAAAUCCAACUCCGAGCCCAGUUGAAUCACCUGAGUUGCUUGAUGGGAACUGGAUUUUAGUGU